UUCCCGGCUUCCCCCCUUCGGUCUGCAAUCUCUUCGCCUCCUUCCUCCUCCUCCCUCGUGGUUGAUCGUUCCGCCUCUUUCUCCAUCACGGACUCGUCUGGGUCGUGGCGCUUGUCUCUUUCUCUUCCGUCUUCUCCUCCAGGUGAAGCUCGCCGAGUUUCUUCUUUUGUGGUCGCCAUCGUCUCUCUCUCCCUCUUAGUGAAGCUCGUCUUCUCGUUAUCAGUUUUGCAUCUCGGCAUCUCCUUCUCUGUCCCUGUUCGCUCUACCCUCCCUGUUCUGCAUUUUCGAUUCUUUCGAGUUUGGUUAACCUUGCUCAAUUGUGAUGAAGCGGGUGAAGGCAAUGUAUGGUUUCCUCAGAACCGUCGAUUCUUUAUGCGCUGGCCAAGUGCGCGUUCCUCGAUCAUUCAGCCAUCAGGCGACUCGCUUCUCUCUCUAUACUACUUCCCUUGAGCCUCGGCACCAUGCUUUUCAUCCUACUAGCUUUACUCAAAAGCUGUACUUAUCAUCAAAACCUAACUCUAUUGUGGAGCUUCUUUUAGCCAACGAUUGGUCCGAUGGGUUGGAACGCGAGUUACAGAAAUCUUGUCCCUUUAUGACGCAUGAAACUGUUGUCUAUAUUUUGAAGAGACUUGACAAAAAUCCAGAGAAAGUUUUUAGCUUCUUCAACUUGGUUAACGAGAAAAACAUGUUUACACCAAGUUCAUCAGUGUAUAGCUUACUGCUUAGGAUUUUAGCUACUAAGCAGACAAUGAAACAAUUCUGGAUAACUCUAAGGAUGAUGAAGGAAAAAGGCUUUUUCAUUGAUCAGGAGACAUACAUGACAAUUUUAAGGACACUUAAGAUGGCAAAGAUGGAGAGUGAAUCUGUUGCUCUCACCCACUUCUAUAAUCGGAUGAUGCAGGAAAGUGCGAUGGGAAAUGUUAUUGCCAAGGUGGUUGAUGUCAUUGCAGGAUCAGAAUGGACUCCUGAGGUUGAGAACGAUCUGGCAAAGCUUAAAAUUCUGGUGUCUGAUAAUUUUGUUUUAAGGGUUUUGAAAGAACUUCGAUAUUGCCCUUUAAAAGCCUUCAAAUUCUUUCAAUGGGCUGGAAAGCGAUCUGAUUAUGAGCACAGCACGGUGACUUAUAAUGCAAUUGCUAGAGUUACUGCAAGAGAUGAAUCAAUCGAGGAGUUUUGGAGUAUUGUUGAUGAGAUGAAGAGUGCGGCUCAUGAAAUGGAUAUCGAUACUUAUGUAAAAAUAUGUAGGAAUUUCUUGAAGAAAAAGAUGAUUGAGGAUGCUGUCAAGCUUUAUGAGCUUAUGAUGGAUGGCCCAUAUAAGCCAUCUACUCAAGAUUGCAGUAUGCUUUUAAAAUGGAUCUCUAGAGGUGAUCCCCCAAAUUUAGAUUUAGUGGAUCGAGUUGUGAAUAAAUAUGCGUCAACUGGGCAUAUACUCUCAAAGUCAAUCUACGAUGGUGUCCACAGAUCAUUGACAGGUGCUGGGAAAUUUGAUGAAGCGAAAAAGAUUGUUGAGGUUAUGCGAAAUGAUGGCUAUGAGCCUGAUAACAUCACCUACAGUCAAUUUGUUUUUGGACUUUGUAAAAUGGGAAGACUUGAAGAAGCGUGUAGAGUGCUGGAUGAUAUGGAAAGUUGUGGAUGCAUUCCUGAUAUCAAGACUUGGACUAUUUUGAUCCAAGGGCAUUGUGCUGCCAAUGAAGUUGAGAAGGCAUUACUUUGUUUUGCAAGGAUGAUUGAGAAGGGCGGUGAAGCAGAUGCUGAUCUAUUGGAUGUUCUUGUUGAUGGUUUUCUUAAUGUGAAGAAAAUAGAUGGUGCACACAACUUGCUUUUAGAGAUGAUUGGUAAGUGCCGUGUAUCUCCAUGGCAAGCUACAUACAAGAAGCUGAUUGACAAGCUAUUAGAGGUCAGGAAAUUUGAUGAGGCACUGGACCUUCUUCGUUUGAUGAAGGAACAUAACUUCCCUCCAUUUUCUGAACCCUUUGUGAAGUACAUAUCAGAGGUAGGAACUGUAGAGGAUGCCGAAGAAUUUCUGGAGGUUUUGAGUGUGAAAAGUUACCCGUCCUUUUCAACUUACCUUCGUAUAUUUGAAUCCUUCUUCAAAGAAGGCAGGCAUUUUGAGGCAAAAGAUCUGCUUUACAAGUGCCCGCCUCAUAUACGUUCGCACCAUAAAAUUUGUGAACUUUUUGGUUCUGCGAAGAGCAGCACAGCUGCUUCUGAAUCCCUAGAAAAAGUUUCCCCAGCAUGUAACAAACUUUCUUCAAACUACACACAAAAUAAUUUGUAAGGGGGAUGUAUUUCACACAAGAUUAGUUAGAGUUAAUAAUGUUUCCGGGGUAUUUACUCUGAACCUGGUUAUUAUUAUUAUUGGCUUAUUAAAUUU
Messenger RNA from Prosopis cineraria, 2371 nucleotides. RefSeq names its product pentatricopeptide repeat-containing protein At3g48250, chloroplastic. Lineage: Eukaryota; Viridiplantae; Streptophyta; Magnoliopsida; Fabales; Fabaceae. The coding region runs from base 323 to 2275 and encodes 650 amino acids. The record is from RefSeq and is a predicted model, not a curated record. The transcript is spliced from 2 exons. Gene Ontology annotation, molecular function: protein binding. Gene Ontology annotation, biological process: RNA splicing.